Messenger RNA from Megalops cyprinoides (Indo-Pacific tarpon), 3036 nucleotides. It is a transcript of the gene itgb6, whose product is annotated as integrin, beta 6. Gene Ontology annotation, cellular component: cell surface; integrin alphav-beta6 complex; focal adhesion. NCBI's taxonomy places the organism in Eukaryota, Metazoa, Chordata, Actinopteri, Elopiformes, Megalopidae. Gene Ontology annotation, biological process: cell adhesion mediated by integrin; cell migration; cell-matrix adhesion. The record is from RefSeq and is a predicted model, not a curated record. The transcript is spliced from 16 exons. Gene Ontology annotation, molecular function: integrin binding. The coding region runs from base 199 to 2544 and encodes 781 amino acids.
UGUGUUUACAGCAGUGGACUUGUACCGCUGCAAUCUGUGAUAUCAACCCAGCCACACAUUCCCACACCUUUAUGUUCUUACCUGUACGGAAGUGAAUAUAAAAGGCUGCACACGUAAGCUAACUAUGUCUGAACAACAGGCAGCGUUACCUUUCUACCUUCCCUACCUCAGCUGCAACAGAAGAGACCGUGACGACUAAUGGGGAUUGUUCUACUCAGUCUAAUUCUUCUGUACAGAGUGGGCAAUGUGCAAGGUACUUGUUCCGUCGGGAGCGCGAUGACCUGCGAUGAGUGUCUGCGACUGGGUCCUCACUGCGGCUGGUGUACGCAGGAGAAUUUCACCGACUCCUUUUCGGUGAGCGAGCGAUGUGACACGCCGCUGGCCCUGGAGCUGAAAGGGUGCGCAGGGGAAUUCGUGGAGUUCCCGGUCACUCAGAUCCACGAGGAUGACCCCACGGGAAGGACGGAGGGCGCUACCAACUACACCCAAAUCACGCCGCAGAGAGUGUCACUCAAAAUGCGACCAGGCAGCGAGGUCACGUUCCAAAUCCAAAUCCAGCAAACCAAGGACUACCCAGUGGACAUUUACUACCUGAUGGACCUGUCCGCCUCCAUGUUCGAUGACCUGGAGAACAUCAAGCUCCUGGGGUCCACUCUCUCCAAGGAGAUGACCAAACUGACCAGCAAAAUUCGGCUGGGCUUUGGAUCGUUUGUGGAGAAACCCGUGCUGCCUUUUAUUAAGAUCACACCUGCAGACCUGGACAACCCUUGCAGAGGCGUGGAUCAGACCUGUCUGCCCACGUUCGGGUACCGGCACAUGCUGCCCCUCACCAGCAGUGCGGAGAAGUUCAACGAGAUCGUGGCCAAGCAGCGGGUGUCGGCCAACCUGGACCUGCUGGAGUGCGGCUUCGACGCCAUCAUGCAGGCUGCUGUCUGCGGGGAAAAAAUUGGCUGGAGGAACGACUCCAUGCACCUGGUGGUGUUCGUCAGCGAUGCCGACUCGCACUUCGGGAUGGACAGCAAAAUGGCCGGCAUCGUCAUCCCCAAUGACGGCGAGUGUCACCUGGACAGCAACAACGAGUACUCUAAGGCCACCACCCUGGAGUAUCCAACACUUGGGCAGCUUAUUGACAAGCUGGUGGAGAAUAACAUCCUUCUGAUAUUUGCAGUGACUGAAAACCAGAAAACUAACUAUGAGAAUUAUGCUAAUCUCAUUCCUGGCGCCACCGUUGGAGUUCUCCAGUCAGACUCAGGGAACAUCCUUGAACUGAUCGUGACUGCUUACAAAGAGCUGCGGUCGGAGAUUGACCUGGAGGUCCUGGGGAACACAGAGGACCUUCAGAUCUCCUUCACAGCCAUCUGCCACGACGGAACCCCCGUUCCUGGACAGAAACGCUGCUCCAACGUCAAAGUCGGGGACACGGUGUCCUUCAAUGUGACAGUGGAGCUGUCAGACUGCCUAUCCGAGCCGCGGCGGUUCUCCAUCAAGCCUGUGGGCUUCCAGGACGCGCUGGAGGUGGAGCUGGAGUCGCUGUGCCGCUGUGGCUGCCACCAGCGGGCGGAGCCGAACAGCAGUCUGUGCGGCGGGGGACGGGGCUCGCUGGAGUGCGGGACGUGCGUGUGUGGGCCGGGGUACACGGGCCCCCGCUGCGAGUGCGCGGAGGGAAACGCCCCGCGGGGCGACUGCCGGCCCCGCCCGGGGGCGGAGUCCUGCAGCGGCCAGGGAGAGUGCUUCUGCGGCCAGUGCGUGUGCCACCCCUCCAGCUUCGGCCGCAUCUACGGCGCCCACUGCGAGUGUGACGACUUCUCCUGCCUGCGCUUCCGCGGCAAGCUCUGCGGAGGUCACGGGGACUGUGACUGUGGUGAGUGUGUGUGUCACAGUGGCUGGUCGGGAGAGUACUGUAACUGCAGCAGCAGCACGGACGCGUGUGUGUCCACGGAUGGUGAGCUCUGCAGCGGCCGGGGAAAGUGUGUGUGCGGCAGGUGUGUGUGCUCCAUCCCCGGGGCCUCGGGAGACACCUGCGAGAAGUGUCCCACCUGCGGAGACACCUGCAGCUCCUCCAGGGCGUGUGUUGAGUGUCAUCUCCAAGCCAAGGAGGCUCCUGAGGAGUGUCAGCACAAGUGCAGCUCCCCACACACGGUGGUCAACCAAACCACAGACUAUGAUGAAAGCCAGUCGAUCCUCUGCACGCUGAAGAGCGAGAAUGAAUGCAUGAUUUCGUUUGGUGUUGUGGUCGGGGACCAAGGAAACACUGUCUAUAACCUCAAGCUAUCUGACUGCCCUGAGCCUCCCAACAUACCAAUGAUCAUGCUGGGAGUGUCGCUGUCCAUCCUGACCAUCGGCGUCAUCCUGCUGGUUAUCUGGAAGAUGCUGGUGUCUGUCCACGACCGCAAGGAGGUGGCCAAAUUCGAGGCAGAGCGGGCUAAGGCCCGGUGGCAGACGGGCACAAACCCGCUGUUCAGAAGCUCAACCUCAACGUUUCAAAAUGUCACAUACAAGAGUGCUGCGAAACAAAAAGUGGACAUUUCAAUGAACAGUUACUGAAAACACAAACUUCAUUUCACCCAUGAGCUUAGUAAAAACCUGGGUACACUGGUUGUGCGUGUGUGUGUGUGUGUGUGUGUGUGUGUAUGUGUGUGUGUUUUUGUGAAAGUCCUCUCAAAAUCAAUAUCGACAAUACUUCACAAUGGGGGAAACAGCAUUGCUUUUCAGACUGACUGGACUGGCUGUGUUUCCAAGGACACUUCAGCUGAAAGCAGUUAGUCUGUAUGUUUCUGACACAACAUGGAUUGUUGCUAGAUUUUGCUGCUUGAAGGAAUCAGAUAUUACUACUGAUUAUAGUGCUUAAUUGAACACUGGACUACUCUUCUCUCUUCAUUUUUGUAUGUGUUUACAUUCUGGGCUGGACAAAGGUACAGUACACUGUAGAUGUUUUUUUUAUAUUUUUGUUCUUUUUAAUGAUUAUUAAAAUGUUUGAAAUACAAUUGUUUUUUAUUGAGGCUGAGCCUUGAGCUGUGUUGGACUUUGAGAUUUUUU